This is a messenger RNA of Bufo gargarizans (Asiatic toad), 1706 nucleotides long. RefSeq names its product macrophage immunometabolism regulator (gene MACIR). NCBI's taxonomy places the organism in Eukaryota, Metazoa, Chordata, Amphibia, Anura, Bufonidae. The transcript is spliced from 2 exons. The record is from RefSeq and is a predicted model, not a curated record. Bases 119 to 748 code for a protein of 209 amino acids. Gene Ontology annotation, biological process: negative regulation of cytokine production involved in inflammatory response; negative regulation of fibroblast migration.
CGCACUCCUCCUCUUCCCUCACAUCACACGGACACACAGUGCCUGCCUCGCCCGGUCCUGAGCAGCGGCAGCAGGAAGUGGCGGCGCCGGGUGGCCAGGGUCCAUUGGAACCUCCAAAAUGGAAGUGGAUAUUAAAGGAGAUAAGAGGACUAGCGUUUCUUCUAUACCACUUUCUAGCACAAUAGAACGGAAUUCUCCAUUAAAAGUAGAACCGGAAAAACCUCGUUGCUCUAGUACCCCAUGCUCCCCAAUUCGUAGGACCGUGUCAGGUUAUCAGAUACUACACAUGGAUUCCAAUUACUUAGUUGGCUUUACCACAGGAGAAGAGCUUCUGAAGCUGGCACACAAAUGUGCCGCAACAGAAGAGAAUACUACUGAGGCCACGCCAUCUUUUCGCUCCAAGCAGCACGAUUCUGGACUUUCCCGCUCAUCUCGAAUAUACAAGGCUAAAGGGCGUCACUAUCAGCCAUAUGAAAUUCCUGCCAUAAACGGAAGGAGACGAAGGCGAAUGCCAAGCUCAGGGGAUAAGUGCAAUAAUAAAGUUAUUCCAUACGAGUCUUACAAGGCGGUUCAUGGUCCUUUACCACUUUGUCUUCUUAAGGGUAAAAGGAUACAUUCAAAGUCUUUGGACUACCUCAACCUAGAUAAGAUGAACAUCAAGGAGUCCCCGGACACAGAAGUGUUGCAGUACCAACUCCAGCAUCUCACUCUGAGGGGCGAUCGUGUCUUUGCAAGAAAUAACACCUGAAGAAGAGGAAUUCUGAUUUAUUUAGCACCUUUUCUUGUAGCACAUUUGAAGACCACUUAAAGAAACAUCUGUGCUACACAGUGUAGUGGAUGUGUUGUAUAGGUAGCAUCUGCAGAUAGGUUGGCAAGUCCUACCAUAUGAUGUCAAGCAGAUUACUGAAGCCACUCGUUUUACCAAUUUGUUGAGGUGCAUCGGUUUUCAAGCCAUUUCUUUCUCCAAGGAGCAAGACUUUUGAGUGUGGCAUUGCAAUGGAUUAGGAUUAGGUAGCAGAAUAAUUUUUGAUUGAUAAAUGUAAUGAACUUUUCGAUGGUUUUCAGUGAAUCAAUUAACAGAAGGAUUUUUGCUGAUUUUACACUAAAAUAUGUUGUGAUAAAUUUAGAUUAAUCAAUGACUCAACUCUGAUACAUGUGUGUCAUUAAGUUAUGAUUUAGACGCUGAAUACACUCAAGUACUCGUUUUGUUAUUUACUUCCUGAAUGUCCUAAGAUUAAUAUAUACUGUAGUAGUUUUAAUAUAUGGGUGAUUGUACAGACAGCAGUCAUGCCAUUUCUUACCAUCCAGAAUGAAAUCUGCUGUCUUUGGUUUGCUUCCCAGUGGCUAGAUCCAUGUUUUUCUUGAAUUUUGAAUCUACUUUUAGGUUUACUUUGUAAGAUUUAGCAAUAUAUAUAUAUAUAUAUAUAUAUAUAUAUAUAUAUAUAUAUACUUUUUAUUUUAAUUGUAACUUGACAGUGCUUGGAAAUACUACUGAUAUGUGAAGUGUGCUGGCUGCUACGACAGUAAUAUCUGUACAGAUGGCUAGUGUUUAUAUCAGAUAAACAACGUGGUGUGUAAUGUCAUACGACGCACCAUAUUGUCUAUGCCUACUCAAUGUGUAUGAGAUUGUCACACUGCUGAACAGAACAUCUAGUCCUAUAUUGUAUCCUUUAUUGGAAAAAAUAAAUAAAAAAUCAUCUUGUGUU